Messenger RNA from Gopherus evgoodei (Goodes thornscrub tortoise), 666 nucleotides. It is a transcript of the gene LHFPL1, whose product is annotated as LHFPL tetraspan subfamily member 1. The transcript is spliced from 3 exons. The record is from RefSeq and is a predicted model, not a curated record. Gene Ontology annotation, cellular component: membrane. The coding region runs from base 4 to 666 and encodes 220 amino acids. NCBI's taxonomy places the organism in Eukaryota, Metazoa, Chordata, Testudines, Testudinidae.
AAGAUGGGCAGCAGUUUGACGCUGGUUGGGGCCCUCUGGGCUUUCCUAUCCUUUCUCACAGCAGUUGCCAGCUCGGCCAGUUACUUUGUGCCCUGUUGGCUUGUUGGUUCCCAGAUGGGGAAGCCGGUUUCAUUUGGCACCUUCCGACGGUGCACGUACCCAGCUCGGACGGAAGAGAGGCACCUGGUGAUGGUGGAAGAAUGUGGGAGGUAUGCCAGUUUUGGGGCUAUCCCCAGCUUAUCCUGGCAGAUCUGCACCGUGGUGACGGGAAUUGGCUGUGCCUUGCUGCUCCUGGUGGCGUUAGUAGCCAUCCUGGGUUGCUGUGUGGAAGAGCUCAUCUCUCGGAUGAUGGGACGCUUCAUGGGGGCAGCACAGUUUGUAGGAGGGCUGUUGAUAAGCUCAGGCUGUGCUUUGUAUCCCUUAGGAUGGAACAGCCCAGAAAUACAGCAGACGUGUGGGAAUGCCUCCAAUCAAUUUCAGUUAGGAACCUGCAGACUUGGCUGGGCAUAUUACUGCAUGGGAGGUGGAGCGGCUGCAGCCAUGCUGAUCUGUACCUGGCUCUCGUGCUUCGCCGGAAAACAUCCCAAACCCAUAAUGUUAGUGAAAAGCAUCAUGCAGAGUGCAAAUCCAUAUGGAGUGGAGCUCGAGUGCUGCCUUAAACAAUGA